Myodes glareolus (Bank vole) is the source of this 6937-nucleotide messenger RNA. Lineage: Eukaryota; Metazoa; Chordata; Mammalia; Rodentia; Cricetidae. The record is from RefSeq and is a predicted model, not a curated record.
UUUUUCCCCCGCCUCCAUUUUGUUCGCGGACGCUGGGGACGGUGGGAGCGCAUCCAUUUCCGGGUUGGCAAAAGGGGCGGCGGCGAGAAAGAGAGCUUGCCGCGGGGCGAACGGGCAAGACUGAACCAGGACACAGGUGACGGAGGACUCGCUCCCGGAGCAGCCCCGGCCAGGUGGGGAGGACGCCGGGGCGGCCGAGCCCGCCGCUGAGGUAUAUGAAUGACCUAAAGCUACAAAUAAAGACGGAGAGAGAACAGUGCCAACUGGGAGCAGGGCAAGGAUGCCAAUUCCUCCUCCUCCCCCGCCCCCACCUGGUCCUCCCCCACCUCCCACUUUUAAUCAGGCAAACACAGAGCAGCCCAAACUCAGUAGAGAUGAGCAGCGGAAUCGAGGAGCCCUCUUACAAGACAUUUGCAAAGGGACCAAACUGAAGAAGGUGACCAACAUUAAUGAUCGGAGUGCUCCUGUCAUUGAGAAGCCCAAAGGGAGUGGUGGUGGCUAUGGCCCUGGAGCUGCUGCUUUGCAACCCAAGGGAGGUCUCUUUCAAGGAGGAGUGCCCAAGCUGCGCCCUGUGGGAGCCAAGGAUGCUUCAGAUACUGUAGCUGCUAAGCCAGCCCUACAAGUCCCCAGUUCUCGAGCUGCUGCUCCGAGGCCUCCAGUGUCUACAGCCAGUGGGCGUCCUCAAGAUGAUACUGACAGCAGCCGAGCCUCCCUCCCAGAACUGCCUCGGACGCAGAGACCCUCUUUACCGGACCUCUCCCGUCCCAAUACCACUAGCAGUACAGGCAUGAAACACAGCUCAUCUGCUCCUCCCCCACCACCUCCAGGGCGCCGUGCCAAUGCGCCCCCUACUCCUCUGCCUGUGCACAACAGCAAAGCUCAGGCCUACAACAGGGAGAAACCCUUGCCUCCAACACCUGGACAAAGGCUGCACCCGAGUCGAGAAGGACAUCCUGCUCCACCCCCUGUAAAACCACCUCCUUCCCCUGUGAAUAUCAGAACUGGACCAAGCGGCCAGUCUCUGGCUCCUCCCCCCCCACCUUACCGCCAGCCUCCUGGGGUUCCCAAUGGACCCUCAAGUCCCACUAAUGAGUCAGCCCCUGAGCUGCCACAAAGACACAAUUCUUUGCAUAGGAAGACACCAGGGCCAGUCAGAGGCCUUGCACCUCCUCCACCCACUUCUGCCUCCCCCUUCUUAUUGAGUAACAGGCCACCUCCCCCAGCCCGAGACCCUCCUAGUAGGGGAGCAGCUCCUCCACCCCCUCUACCCAUGGUUCGAAAUGGUGCCAGGGAUGCUCCUCCUCCCCCACCACCUUACCGAAUGCAUGGGUCAGAGCCUCCAAGCAGAGGAAAGCCCCCACCUCCACCCUCAAGGACGCCAGCUGGGCCACCCCCUCCUCCACCACCACCCCUGAGGAAUGGCCAUAGAGACUCCAUCACCACUGUCCGUUCCUUCUUGGAUGAUUUUGAGUCCAAGUACUCCUUCCACCCAGUAGAGGACUUUCCUGCUCCAGAGGAGUAUAAGCAUCUUCAGAGAGUAUACCCCAGUAAAACAAACCGAGCUGCCCGUGGAGUCCCACCUCUGCCACCCGUUCUCAGGUGAAGCCUGUCUUGGUCCUGCUCCUCAGGAAAAGGAUGGACCUCCUCUUCUCAGAUGGUCCCCCAACCUGUAAAACCUGCAUGAGAGCUCCUACAGUGUUUCUCCAGUGCAACCAACCCUAAGCAUCCUCCUGGCCCAGUUCCAUCUAUGUAUCUCAUCUCUGGACUUGGUGAUUGGAUUCUUUCUGUUGGCAGUAGGGUCUCAAGCCCUGUAUCCAACCCUCUUCCAGCAAGCCCUGCUAAGCCAGAAGAGGAGAAAGCCUCCGUUUCUCCUGCUUUCUUCCAGGGAAAGGUGCCUUGUUAUGGUGAAUGGACACACACGGGGCAGGGUAGAGAAUGGUACCCCUGCCUACUGUUAUUCGCCAAGGGGGAAGUGUGGUGUGUGCAUUGUAUUCCAUAGUUGAGGAGGUUGGUGUGGCCAGGACUGUUGAUGAAAGGGUACUUUUCGUGAAGCAGUCGGAGUUUGCAGAAGUGACCUGUUUUAAAGGUCAGAUUACAGAAAGGACAAAGAAAUGGGUCUUCGCCAUUUUUUAGAGUGUUUUGGUUUUGUUCUCAUCCCUCUUCUCCCUGUUCCAAGGGGUAAGUUGUACAUACACUAAAUACUAAUCAGUGAACUAGACAAUAAAAGAAGGGGACAAAGUAAACUGAGGAUCAUUCCAGAGCUAGUUGGCUCCUCUGUAGCUGAGGGUCAGGGCCGUCUGCACCCUUUGAGACCCCCUGCCUUUCCCCGGAGUGCUUCCCGUCCCUCAAGAGAAGAGUCGCUUUUUGUUGGGUGCAUUAUUCAUAUUCCCAAUUCACAAACCCCAGAAACUUCCUGUAAGAGAUGAAAAGAUGGGGUGAAGACCUUAACCUCAACCUCAAGUCGAUCUCAGUUUUUUCUGAUUAACCCUGAAAUGGUCAGCAGCCCUUGGAGUCCUUCGGCACUUGGGGAAUGCUCCAGGGAGACUAAGGGGAGGAGGAAGCACUUCACAGGAGGGUUGGGCUCUGGGGCUGCAAAGGUCUUGACAGCCUCCUCAUACCCAUCUCACACUCAUCCCACAGCAGGGUGUUCCUGUUAGCUCUGCCACCCUACUUUCCCAAGACUGUGGGUGCUAAGCCCACAGAGUAGAAAAUGGCAAGGAAAUACAUGGGGCCUUUGGGGAGCAUAUUCCGAGUCUUCUAAACCAAGAAGCACAAAGACUUAGGGAGGUAUGCCGCACUCCAGUCAGUGGGUCUUCCUUGGCAGCCAGCAAUACAUUGUUUCUGUCUUCCACUGUAGGUAAACAGCACAGGAAAAAUGGAUGUUCCAACUGAGGUUGGUCUAUUAGACAGUGAGUGUCUCUUCUCCAACAGCAGCGUGGGGCCCCAGGACUCCACACACUGGAUAAGUUGGUUUCGUAUAGUGAUAGCCAUGGACAAAGGCUGCUCCAACCUUGCAUGACCAUGGGGAAACCAGGUUGUCCUUUGACUCAAAUAGGGGAAACUAGUUAAAAACUUUCAGAUACGUCACAGGGUUAAACUGUCACAGGGACCUUUCUUUUCUUUUCCUUAUUAUUUUUAUUAUUUUUCAAGACAGGGUUUCUCUGUGAAAGCCCUGGCUGUCCUGGAACUCGUUCUGUAGACCAGGCUGGCCUCGAACUCACAGAGAUCCACCUGCCUCUGUCUCCUGGGUGCUGAGAUUAAUGUCAUACACUAUCGCACCCGGCUCAUAGGAACCUUUCUAAUCUAGUGGAACAUAGGCUAAGGAUCUGUGUUUAAUGCCAGGUGAAACCCAAAUCUUCCAGUGUUGGUGAAGGUGGGCUUAACUUGGUUUAUUUAUUUAUUGAGUGUUACCCUUUGCCAUCUCCUGGACCACUUCGACUCUUGGGACAAACAAUGAUUAGGUCUCACCAGACUUCUAAUUUGUUCACUACUUAUUGUUCUUCUCAAAUACAUUAGCAGUCAUCUCCCAGGAGUUCCCCCAGCAUCCUCAAGUGAACAGAGCUCAGAGAGAAGAGCUGGUACUGCAGGAGUUCCAGGGUAGACGCUAUUACUGAACUUUGACUGUGAAGUCUUCCCAUUUGUUUUUGAAAUGGGAGUUGAUGCCUUUUGUACAAUGUUAUCAAAGUGUAUAGAGACGUCCCCUUACUGAAACGUAAAUCAUCAGAAUAUAUGAUAUAGCAAGUAAAGCCAAACCCCAGUUUUCACUGGGCUGAUCCUCCUUCCACAUGACCUGCACUGUUCAUAUUCCCCAGGUUUGGAUGGUGUCAUGUGGGUAUUGAUUACAUUUCCAUUGUCUUUACCCAAUGGGACAACUACCAAAAAAAGGCCUAGGUUUAGAUCUGAAUAAAUGGGUAUUCUCUAGAGAAUGUUGAUGACACAGCACCUAAUUUAAAUGUCUUUGCCUUAUACAUCAUUUGGUCCCGCUGUUAAUAACAGAUUUAUUAUCAGUGUAUGUUUGCUAUUGAAGGUGGGAAUGUGAUCCUUAAAAUUGUUGGUCUAUUUUGUAUGUUGUACAAAGCUUGUAAUACAGGUUAAAGGUAGCGGGCUGCAAGAGCACUGAAAAUUUCCCUUCUGAACUGUUUUUACCUGCUCAUGGGAUGUCAUCUCUUCAGUGGGAGGUUGGGUGGUCUCACGUUGAGGCUGUUGCCUGAUCAAUUUAGUUCCUUUCUUCCCUCCCAAAGGGAAGAGACAUUGCCCAGCUAAGCAGCAAGAAGCUUUGCCAACAGCUCUCCUGUGGGUUUUGUAGUGGUUUUCCCUAAUAGGAAACACUCAGUAGCUGUUUCUUACUGCCCUAUCUGAAGCUGGGCAGUGGCCUCUGAUUUUCAAAUGAGCUAGAUGCCCCUCUUUCCCUGUCUCAAGUCACCAAACCUGGACCAAAGUGCUAGGACAUUCCAGGUGUAGCUUUCUCUCUCCUGAGGGUUUGCUGCAGCUGCGGAGCCCUUCUGUUUUCUCAGCCUUGGCCAAUUGUGUGAGCAGCUAGGGUUCUCCUAGCUGGUGGAUGUGAGGCUAUCAUCACCAGGAAUUUGUCCCUGCCCCCUUUCCUGGCGAAGGCAAGGGAACUAAUCACUGUCAUUGCACUAGGGGAAUGAAUUCCCUUACCCAGCGGCUUCCCAGCUUGAAACCCAGAUUUACCUCCAGGGAGAGGUGAGGAGGAAAAAAUAACUGUAAAUAGAUUUGCUGCAGAGCAACUCAGGGUUGGGGUAUGUUGUAAUUCUCCUGAUCACUUGAAAUAAUCUGUAGGCUGAGUGCUUAUGGGAGUGUGGGAGAAACGUGACUCCAGGGUCCUUCGUUCCGUGAAGCUCUGGGGGUGGAGUGUCGGGCAUCAGAGGCCCUUUGAUAGCACUGCUGCGCUGUCUGUCCUUCUGCAAACUCAGACCAGAGUCUUCACAUUCCAGGUGUAAUUUUUCUUUCCCUGUGACUCAGUCCCUAAGUUACAUGGUCAAGGCGACUCUGAAGCCACCCAGAUUUAACCCAGAUUUAGGGAAUGAGAGGGAAGAGAGGAGGCCAUUAUAAUUCUGCUUUUAAGACUCAUUUCUUAAAAAUAAAAUGAAGUAAAAUGAUAACCACCUUCAAAAUCACAUGCAGAAACAAAAACAACCCAACAACCAUUUAACUGAAGGAAGGUGAAGGAAGGGUUCUGUUUCACUCAACUCCACGUUCAUUGUGCCUUUACUUGUGUUAGAUUUCUGUGCUUUCUACCCCCCCUUGUGAAGUAAUUAAAAUCUUCCUUGAUAACUGCUGUUUCCUUUCCGCUCUUGAUUCUUACAGCUUUGUGGGUUCCUUCUGUGAUUGUCAUGUCUUGCUCCCAUGGUGGCAGAGGGACUUAGCACACCCUCUUUUUUCACGUUUUUGACUUUUGUCCUUUCCCACAGUUUCCAGUCUGGAAGUUAGAGUCAAUGCUAAAUUUUAUUUAGCAUUGGACCUGAGUGCGUGUGCGUGUGCGUGCGCGUGCGUGUGUGUGUGUGUGUGUGUGUGUGUGUGCGCGCGCGCGCACGCGUGUAUGGGUGUGCCCAUCAUCUGCAUGUGGAUCAGUUUCUUUAAAAAAUAUAAUUUAUUGUGUGAUUUAUUUUGGAGUUUUUCAUUCUGGUUCAGUGCUUCUCCACAAUGGCGCUGAUCUUUGCACCCAUUGUCCCCUGACAGAAAAUGUAUAAUCUGGUUUCAGGUCAAAUUCCUUGGUACAUUUCUUUCUUCUGGAUGCUGUGCAGUUUAAUUAAUUAAAUCUUUAAAAACAAAAAACAAACAAAAAAGAAAAUUGUGUAUUUUUGUCAUGAGUAAUAGUGGUGACAAGGGGAGGGAGGACAUCCUCCUCUGGGUAAGGGUGGCAGAUGGAUCUCAGGUUCCCGAGGAAGGACGUGUGCCGAUGCGCAUGGCAGAAGCACCUGCAGCUCUCAGAGGACUUCUCUGCCUGGGUGUCUUAAAAAAGUAACCACUUGUGGCUCCGCUGACCAGUGAUUCUGUCUUGUAUUUGCUGCUUACCUCCCGUUGCCUUGAUCUCAAGGCGCCCCCCCCCCCAGGCUCACUGUCUUUGUUUCCUUCCUUGUGACCCUCAGAUUCUGUUACCUGCGCCUGAUUCUCAAGCAGGUUGGCGGGGGGGGGGGGGGGGGGGGGGGGGGGCAGGGCCUUUGGGAUCUUGAGAAUCCAUUUGUGUGUGGGUGCUGCUGUUUAUUUCUCCUCUUCACUGCUUGAUUACUUAGGUUUGGUUUGGUUGGUUGAUUUUCUUCGAGACAGGAUUUCUCUAUGUGUAGCCCUGACUGUCCUGGAACUCACUCUAUAGACCAGGCUGGCCUCGAACUGAGAGAUUGAGACUAGUCUGUCUGCCUCCCGAUUGCUGGGAUUAAAGAAGUGCCACCACCACCCAGCAAACAUUUUCAGGUCUAGGAAUUGUCAUUACUGAGUGUGUCUUUUGUUUUGUUUUUGUUGUUCUUUUUCAAGACUAGGUUUCUCUGUGUAGCUCCUACUGUCCUGGAGCUCAACUUGUAGACCAGGCUGGCCUUGAACUCACAGAGACCCGCCUGCCUUUGCCCCCAGGAGGCCUGGCUUCAAAGUUGUGUAAGGUCCCAUCUUCACUGCUUUUUAAGCUGAAAUCUUAGCUGGUCUUCUUGAACUUUGAUGUUAGGUGUUAAAACUCAGCCAGGCUUCUUUGUUACUGAUCAGCUGACAGGAAGCAGCGAGUCUGCUGAGCUUGACUUGUACUCUCCCUGCUAGCAGAGUUCCCUCCCCACUGACUGGAAAUACGGGUGGGGGUGUGGAUCAAGCUCACAGAAUCCAGAUAGCAAAACCUGUGGGGGCCCCAGAGUGCCUGAAUUCCCGAUUUUUGACCAAUCCUUGUUAUUAAUAUGAUUAAUAAACUAUUUAUUGAUUUUAUUGUUCUUCCUAA